AUUUUGUGGCUCGUGUUCAAUAUUUCCACCGCAAGCGUGUCUCAGUCGUCGACCCGACCCUUGAAGGCGUGGCAUCCGAAUCGGCAACAGUGCUCCGCUUCACUCGCAGACUUCACUGCCACGCUCCGCGCCUGUACUAACGAAACAUCGGCUCCACAAGCUCAGCCCAACCCCGUCGGAAGCAGGCGGACGCCGCCUUGUGCCGGUGGUGGCAGCGGCAUCGUCGAGAAGGAGGAGAGGCAAGAGCAAGGGCUUCCCUCCCGACCAACCGCACCUAGUCUGAGGUGGGAUGAGGAAGGGCGGGUGCUGGCGAUGUUGGAGGGGCUGGCUCGGCGUCGACGUAGAGACGAGUUCUGUGCCGCUAUCGGGAGGAUGGGUUUUGGCAAGCGCGAAAAGGGUAAAGGAAAACCCCGAGUAGCUGCGGUAAAUAUACAUCGGGUGGAGGAGGAGGGUAGCCUGGAGGUCCUAGAGGCCUUCAUCCGAGCAGCGGCUGCCUGUCAGGAGCCGCGGGUCGCGUGGGGGGCGAUGGAGGUCAUGCUCCGGCGAUUGGAUGGUGCGGGGGAGGAGAAGGCGUGGAGCCCGCGGUGGGACACGUUCUCUACCUUGAUGAACUCUCUUCGCCGUGGGAAGGAGCUGGAUCUCCUGCUGCGGAGCUUCAAAACCGCCCUCCGGUUCCGGGGCCUGAGCAAGACCGUGCUCCUCAACAUCCUCCUUGCCGGCCUCUGCGACAAGAACAAGCACGUGGACGUGGCCGCCUUCUACCUGGAGACAGCGCAGGCCAAGUGGGGGGUGACUCCCAACGAGGUGAGCUGGAAUACGCUGCUGGGCGCGGCGGCGCGGCAGAGCCAGGGGCGGCUCUUCGAGGACCUUGAGAGGAAAAUGGCCGCCCAAGGUUUGGAGGGAGACGUUACGACCCGCAACAUCCGGCUGCAAGAAGCCUUCAGUGGGGGUCGGGAUCUCGGCAUCUCCCUUCCCCGGUACUACCCCGCCGUCUCCCUCUACCUUGCCGGUCGAGUACGAGGCAACUUCGGUCCUUCCCUGAUAUACCCUCCCCAGACCUCCAUCCCCUUCUCGCCCGUGGCCGUCCUCAAAGGUGGUCUCAAACGUGACGAGCUUGCGCUUCAUAAUCAGGCAGUAAAUGAGCGAAGAGCUGCCUUGGCUGCAAGACGACAGCGGCAGGAAGCGACGGAGCAGCAAGAGGGAGGGCGGCUGGUGGGAGAGCGCCACCAGCAAGUGGUGGGAGUGAAGGAAGUGAGAGAGGAGGCGGGGAACACUGAUGAGAGAGGAGGCGAAGAAAGGGAGGGGGGGCCAGCGGGGAGGGUCGCGGGGCACAACUCUUAG
Nannochloropsis gaditana CCMP526 is the source of this 1341-nucleotide messenger RNA. RefSeq names its product pentatricopeptide repeat-containing protein. Gene Ontology annotation, molecular function: protein binding. The record is from RefSeq and is a predicted model, not a curated record. The transcript has 6 exons. The annotation marks the transcript as partial.